AUGGGUUCCACAAGUCUCCCCUCCAAGAUGAAGGCGUUGAAGUACGAUGAGCCAGAAAAGUUCAGCGUCGUCGAGGUCCCCCUCCCUAAGCUUCGUGAAAAUGAUAUCCUGAUCAAGGUCAAGGCUUGCGGUGUCUGCGGCACCGACCUGCACAUUCACGAGGGUGAAUUCUUGGCCAAGUUCCCCUUGAUUCCCGGCCACGAGACCGUCGGUGUCGUUGCAGCCCUCGGACCCAAGGUUAAGGGUUUCGAAGUCGGUCAGCGGGUUGUUGCAGACAACUCGGAACUCUGUGGAGAGUGCUUCUACUGCCGUCGUGGGGAGGAGCUUCUCUGCGAAGACUUCCAAGCCCACGGUGUGACCAUGGACGGCGGCUUUGCCGAGUACUGUGCAUACCCUGCCAAACGAGUGUUCCCGAUCAAGAACUUGUCCGAUGUCGAUGCCACCCUGCUCGAGCCCGCCUCCUGUGCCGCCCACGGUCUGGACAAGAUUUCACCUAAGAUGGGUUCCAGCGUGCUCAUGUUCGGCGCGGGUCCUACGGGUCUCGUCUUGACGCAAAUGCUCCGCCAGAACGGCGGUUGCCAUGUUGUCAUUGCUGCACCUGAGGGACUGAAGAUGAACCUCGCCAAAUCCCUGGAUGCGGCUGAUGAGUAUGUUGAACUGUCUCGCAAGGACCCCGGCCCGCAGUUUGAAAAGAUCAAGAGAGAAAACCCCUAUGGCUUUGAUGUUGUGGUUGAGGCCACGGGUAGUGUCAAGAUCUUGGAGGAUUCGAUCAACUAUGUCCGAAGAGGCGGCAAGCUUGUGGUUUAUGGCGUCUACGGCAACAAGGACCGUGUGUCGUGGCCACCGACCAAGAUCUUCGGGGACGAAAUCACCAUCCUUGGGUCGUUCAGCGAGACCUACAAGUUCCCUGCUGCCAUCGACUACCUUGACUCGGGCAAGGUCAAGGUCGCAGGCAUUGUCAACAAGACAUUCAAGCUGGAGCAAUGGGCCGAGUGUCUGGAAUCGAUGAAGAACAAGAGUGCGAUCAAGGCAGCCAUUGUUUUCGAAUAG
Messenger RNA from Fonsecaea pedrosoi CBS 271.37, 1050 nucleotides. RefSeq names its product chlorophyll synthesis pathway protein BchC. Lineage: Eukaryota; Fungi; Ascomycota; Eurotiomycetes; Chaetothyriales; Herpotrichiellaceae. The transcript is spliced from 5 exons. The record is from RefSeq and is a predicted model, not a curated record. Gene Ontology annotation, molecular function: oxidoreductase activity; zinc ion binding. The coding region runs from base 1 to 1050 and encodes 349 amino acids.